Messenger RNA from Pecten maximus, 970 nucleotides. RefSeq names its product tetratricopeptide repeat protein 38-like. Bases 608 to 970 code for a protein of 120 amino acids. Lineage: Eukaryota; Metazoa; Mollusca; Bivalvia; Pectinida; Pectinidae. The transcript is spliced from 4 exons. The record is from RefSeq and is a predicted model, not a curated record.
AUAAAAGUGACGGCAAAAAGUUUAUAGAUACUGAAACGGAUUAUGUUGAAAAGUAUGUUUGGGAAAAUUCAAAUCCUUCAAUAUGAGACUCACAACUGAUCAAUCAGCCCUCGUACCGACCUUCCUUAUCAGGUAUCCGUAUGGUUUUAUAUUCUUGGAUAUGAAGAAUUAUGUCCACGUGAUUCAUACAUAAAUGUACACAAUCAUCGUGUAACGUAUCGUAGACAAUUGAUCGCAGGUAAUUUAUAUAAAAUGCCUGUGACAUAUGUUUAUAGUUGUGUGCUGUUUCAUUCCGGAGUGUCCACACACAAACAUCUGUUAUCUAUACUCACGCCUCUCAAAAGCACGUGAUUACGUGUAUAAAUACACAUUUUUCAAGUAUUUAUUUGGAUAUUUAAAAGAAAAUAUUAAAUUAAUUUAUUAAGGCAUUGUUGAGAAAUAAGCCUGUAGUCUUGGAACAGGGAUUGCGUCGGGUUUCGGUGAGGCGUACGCAUUUCACGAGGACCCACGAUAGAUAUAACUUCCUGUAUGUGUUGGAGUCACAAGGCCUACAGCCGUCUUCCGGAGAUAUAUAUGGAUUAAACGUCUUGUCCGUACGAGUGCUACCAUGUCGAAAAGCUGGCGUGACUGUAAGGCUUGGGUGGAUUAUGGAAUCCCACUGACUACUACCAGCAAUGAAGCAAGCAAGCUGUUUGAUGCCUCUCUCACUCAGUAUGUCGGAUGGUACAAUGAGGAAAGUUUAGGAGGUCUGGAAGCCACGUGUGUAAAAACAGUUGAAGCAGACCCCAACUUUGUGAUGGGUCAUGUGAUUAAGAAUGGUCUAGAUGUUUUGGGGACUGGCCGGACCAUCAGACUUGACCAAGAGUUUGACAAAGAUAUCAAAAGAAUGGUCAGUCUGGCUGAGUCAAACGGUAUCACUGACCGAGAAAGGAAACAUGUAAAUGCAGUCAGACUCUGGGCUGAAGGGUAA